Molecule: messenger RNA, 1612 nt
Organism: Saccostrea cuccullata (small rock oyster)
Lineage: Eukaryota; Metazoa; Mollusca; Bivalvia; Ostreida; Ostreidae
Exons: 7
Coding region: 16-1443 (475 amino acids)
Source: RefSeq, a predicted model, not a curated record
AUUAAUCUUUAAGUCAUGAAUUUAAUUGUCUUGUUUUCUUAUUUAGGUGAUGCUUGUUCUUAUGUGAUAGAAAGACACAGACGUUAUAACAGUCAUCGACAUCUCCUCAGUCUGUGUCAGGAAGCACAUGGUAUGGGUGUAAAACACUGGCGUUUAUGCAAUAGCAUCUCUAACAUUACUUCAGCGUAUAUGAUCUCAAAAAUUCGAAGUGAAAUCGCAGGAUUUGCUAGAGGAGAAGAAUACAUUAUCAACAAAAUUGCAUUAGCAGGAACUACACAAACUAAAUGUCAGAUGGUGCGAAAAGCUGGAAACAGAUUUCAGAAAAUGGAAACAAGUUGCAACGAAUUUCACAAGGCCCUUUGCGAGCAUAAUACAGAAGAUUCAAAUAUGGUGACGACCAUACAAUAUGGUCAAGAAAAGAAGGCGUCACGAACCAUCUUUAUACCACAUCCCAUUGAUUCUGAGAGCAAACCUAUGACGGACGAAAAAGAAGAAACAGGAGUAUCUGAGGAGAUAAUUUGGACGAUUGUCUCGGUAACUGUGGCCUUAUUGUCGCUGUCCCUAUGUAUAGGGGGACUCAUUUACUGCAGGAGAAAUAAGAUCAAGCUGAACAGUGUUUAUGACACUGUAUUCAGGCGUCCACGGGGUGGAAAUCAUUACACUCUCAGAGUUCCAAACGAUCCAUCCUCACCUGUAUCUGAGCCAACCAAUCAUCGUCUUCCUCCGGCAGCGCCACCUAUCAGAAACCCCACAGCAGCUGCACCCAUUAUCAGAAAUCCCACAGCUCCACCAAGAGUCGACAGUGUCCAGACACUGGCGUCAUCUACUGCAUCAUCAGCAGAUACAACUUCGUCGUACGUAGAUGAUGUUCGUUAUUACAGGAAUUUUUCAUAUGAGACUCAACCAAGUGUAGCCCCGUCACAGGCUCCUAGGAUUGAAAUUCAACCAAGUACACCAGCUGCUUCAACAUCCGGUUCAACAUCUGGACGACUUUACUGUUCAUCUUGCAGAAGACACAGAAAAAGGCGGGAUUUUCUACGAACGUCCUCAAACUGCACGAGUUGUUCCUCAGUGCACUCUGCAUACACACAACCUUCAUCAAGGUUAGCAGAGAGAAAUAUUUCACUUGAUACAAAUGAUACGGCGUCCGUAAGAUCACAAAGAUCAUCAACGGAUACAAAUGAAACAAACUCUAUGAGGUCGCAUCGAUCACAUCGUUUUCGAAAACUUAGUCAUCGCGGGUUGUCAAAGAAAUCUAAUAACAAGUCGGUCGCAACUGAUAUACAGACUGGUCAGACAGAAUCUCCGGAUAUUUCUACUCAGUGUCAGCUGGAAAUCAGAGGAUCCAACCCAGUCCUCAGAAAACAUAAAUUAGUGGAUCGUAUACAAUCGUCAAGUGGUUUCCAGUUGGUUAAAAGGAUGUUUUCCAUUGAUUUGAAGUGAAAACAGUAGAGAAGAUACUGUUGUGUGUACUUUUUAGACUUAAGUGUUAUUGUACAAGAGUAAUUUAACUUAAAAGGAAUUUCUUUCUUUGUUUAACAUGGGAGAAUGGUAGCAGAGAAAAUACAUAGCCCGCGUUUAAGCUGGUUUAGUAAUAUUUCUUCUGCAAUUU